ACUACUACAGUACUUCUCAGUGAGAGCAGCAGUACACCCGUAACUAUGGUAGCCUACCUCACCUGUGGAGGGCAGCAGAGCUGCGCAUUAUUUAACGUGAAGAAGAAGAAAUUCACUCGGACCGGAAGUGAGUGAAAGCAGCGGGAACAACAGAAGAAGAAGUCUGGAGAGACGUGAACGCUUUACUGACCGACAUGUCGCUCCAGGUGCGGUGCUUGUCGUUCCGGCAGCCGUACGCAGGUCUGGUUCUGGACGGGCUGAAGACGGUGGAGAGCCGUUGGAGGCCUCUGCUGGCCCCGCUGGAGAACCAGACCCUGGCGGUCCACAUCGCCCAGCGGGACUGGGACCAGGAUGAGGACUGGAGGGCGGUACUGAGCGGCCCGCUGGGGAUGAACCGGGUCCAGAUACGAGCGCUCCUGGACUCCGGAGAGAGGUUCGGCCGCGGAGUGGUGGCAGGAUUGGUGGAUGUGGGCGGGACCUGGCUGUGCCCCGCCUCCCUGCAGGAGGAGGAGGAGCUACAUCACCUGGAGCUGUCGGCUGUUCUGAUUGGUCUGCAGGAGAAACACCUGACUCACCUGUCCAACCCCCGCUGGCUCAGGGGGCCUCUGAGGACCCCGGGGGGUCGGGACCUCUGGACUGUGGAGAUCCCCCCCGAGCUGUUACCAUGACGACAACGAGACACGUGUAUAAAUCCUAAUAAACUGAGGAUGCUAGCCUGUUAGCAUGUGAAGACAUGAGAAAGGUCAUGUGACCCGACAGGAAGCAUCAUCAUCGUCUGCUGGUGAAACACAAACUUUAUUAAACCCAAAAAAAACAAACAGACUCAACACAAAUAGAUCCCUCAUCAAUAAACAGGGACUGGCCAUGCCCCCUCUCUUCUCUGAUUGGCUGGCUGGCUGGCUGACAAAACGUGACGAACUUUAACAAACUGAACUCUUGACGUCAUCGUAGGUUCUCUAAAAAAAAAAUAAUGAACCUUUUGAAAAGGAAGUGAUUCACUUAGCCACGAGCUAACCUUUAGCAUGUGAAGCUAACAUGCCAACACAGGAAAACUACACUGUUAAAUUUAGAUUUUUAAAACAUCUAUUCAACAUUAAAAUGUUUACUUUUC
Messenger RNA from Anarrhichthys ocellatus (wolf-eel), 1111 nucleotides. RefSeq lists its product as uncharacterized. Lineage: Eukaryota; Metazoa; Chordata; Actinopteri; Perciformes; Anarhichadidae. The transcript has 3 exons. The record is from RefSeq and is a predicted model, not a curated record. Bases 195 to 668 code for a protein of 157 amino acids.